Molecule: messenger RNA, 2439 nt
Organism: Strongylocentrotus purpuratus (purple sea urchin)
Lineage: Eukaryota; Metazoa; Echinodermata; Echinoidea; Camarodonta; Strongylocentrotidae
Product: CUB and sushi domain-containing protein 3-like
Exons: 13
Coding region: 1-2439 (812 amino acids)
Molecular function (GO): carbohydrate binding
Source: RefSeq, a predicted model, not a curated record
AUGUUCUUGCUCAAGGUCAAAUGUGGCUCACCUGGAGAUGGUACAAACACAAAGUAUGUUUUAAUCACUGAAGGACAACCUGGGGAAGCAUACAAAUACAUCUGCAAUCAUGGCUUCACAGCAGACCCUAAUGACCUGACGGUAGUUUGUGAACUGAACGAUGAGGGAACUAUUGCUAGCUGGUCUCCAACGCCAUCCUCUUGCUCAGAGGUCAAAUGUGGCUCACCUGGAGAUGGUACAAACACAGAGUCUGUUUCAAUCACUGAAGGACAAGCUGGGGAAGCAUACAAUUACACCUGCAGUCAUGGCUUCACAUCAGACCCUAAUAACCUGACGGUAGUUUGUCAACUGAACGAUGAGGGAACUAUUGCUAGCUGGUCUCUAACGCCAUCUUCUUGCUCAGAGGUCAAAUGUGGCUCACCUGGAGAUGGUACAAACACAAAGUAUGCUUUAAUCACUGAAGGACAACCUGGGGAAGCAUACAAAUACAUCUGCAAUCAUGGCUUCACAGCAGACCCUAAUGACCUGACGGUAGUUUGUGAACUGAACGAUGAGGGAACUAUUGCUAGCUGGUCUCCAACGCCAUCCUCUUGCUCAGAGGUCAAAUGUGGCUCACCUGGAGAUGGUACAAACACAGAGUCUGUUUCAAUCACUGAAGGACAAGCUGGGGAAGCAUACAAUUACACCUGCAGUCAUGGCUUCACAUCAGACCCUAAUAACCUGACGGUAGUUUGUCAACUGAACGAUGAGGGAACUAUUGCUAGCUGGUCUCUAACGCCAUCUUCUUGCUCAGAGGUCACAUGUGGCUCACCUGGAGAUGGUACGAACACAAGUCUGUUUCAAUCACUGAAGGACAACCUCGGGAAGCAGGUCAAAUGUAGCUCACCUGGAAAUGGUACAAACACAGAGUCUAUUUCAAUCACUGAAGCGAGCCCUCGGGAAGCAUACAAUUACACCUGCAGUCAUGGCUUCACAUCAGACCCUAAUAACCUGACGGUAGUUUGUCAACUGAACGCUGAGGGAACUAUUGCUAGCUGGUCUCUAACGCCAUCUUCUUGCUCAGAGGUCAAAUGUGGCUCACCUGGAAAUGGUACAAACACAGAGUCUGUUUUAAUCACUGAAGGACAACCUGGGGAAGCAUACAAAUACACCUGCAAUCAUGGCUUCACAUCAGACCCUAAUAACCUGACGGUAGUUUGUCAACUGAACGCUGAGGGAACUAUUGCUAGCUGGUCUCUAACGCCAUCUUCAUGCUCAGAGGUAAAAUGUGGCUCACCAAGAAAUGGUAUGAACACAGAGUCUAUUUCAAUCACUGAAGGAAACCCUGGGGAAGCAUACAAUUACACCUGCAGUCAUGGCUUCACAUCAGACCCUAAUAACCUGACCGUAGUUUGUGAACUGAACGAUGAGGGAACUAUUGCUAGCUGGUCUCUAACGCCGUCUACUUGCUCAGAGAUCAAAUGUGGCUCACCUGAAUAUGGUACAAACACAGAGUCUAUUUCAAUCACUGAAGCGAGCCCUGGGGAAGCAUACAAUUACACCUGCAGUCAUGGCUUCACAUCAGACCCUAAUAACCUGACGGUAGUUUGUGAACUGAACGAUGAGGGAACUAUUGCUAGCUGGUCUCUAACGCCAUCUUCUUGCUCAAAGGUCAAAUGUGGCUCACCUGAAAAUGGUACGAACACAGAGUCUGUUUUAAUCACUGAAGGAAGCCCUGGGGAAGCAUACAAUUACACCUGCAAUCAUGGCUUCACAUCAGACCCUAAUAACCUGACGGUAGUUUGUCAACUGAACGCUGAGGGAACUAUUGCUAGCUGGUCUCUAACGCCAUCUUCAUGCUCAGUUGUUGUAACAAUAUGCGAGGGCAGCAAAACAGUCCUGAACUGCACUAACGGCAGGAUCAACAUCGGCAGCGCCCUCUACGGGAGGACCGAAGCAGAUGUUUGUCCACACGACAAGGUUAGCAAUACAAAUUGCAUGGCAGCUGGUGUGUUCGACACCAUUUCGUGUUGCACUGGUCUUUCCCAAUGUGCUGUGACUGCAUCGAGUAGUUUAUUUGGUGAUGAUCCAUGUCCAGGCACAUAUAAAUACCUUCAGAUCACUUAUACGUGCGAACCCGAGGACGACCUUCCCCCACAAACCCUGAUAAGCAUCGACAUAUGUGAGGGAAAGGACGAACCAAGGAUCACCUGCUCGGCUGGACAGACCAUCAGCAUUUGCUCGUCCAUCUAUGGCCGAAGUGACACAACAACUUGCGCGAAAACCCGGCCGGCGACAACGUCCAAUGUGGACUGCAUGUCACUGAAUCCCUUAUACGUAAGGACGACUUGCCAAGGGGAGCAGAGUUGCACUGUUAACGCCGUAAAUAGUGUCCUAGGUGGCGAUCCCUGCCGUGGUACCUAUAAGUAUCUACACAUCGAUUAUAGAUGUGUCGCGUAG